This is a messenger RNA of Aquila chrysaetos chrysaetos, 7986 nucleotides long. It is a transcript of the gene DROSHA, whose product is annotated as drosha ribonuclease III. The record is from RefSeq and is a predicted model, not a curated record. Gene Ontology annotation, cellular component: nucleus. Gene Ontology annotation, biological process: regulation of gene expression; rRNA processing; primary miRNA processing. Lineage: Eukaryota; Metazoa; Chordata; Aves; Accipitriformes; Accipitridae. The transcript is spliced from 32 exons. Bases 1320 to 5330 code for a protein of 1336 amino acids. Gene Ontology annotation, molecular function: double-stranded RNA binding; ribonuclease III activity.
AGAGCUCUCCGUGUGGGGAGCGGGGCCGGCCGGCGGGAAGGCGGCGCGGGAGAGCCUGCCCGGGCGGGUGCCGGUCUCCCUUCUGUUUUGCGCCGACCCUUCGGUGGCCGUUGGGAGGCGGCGGUGGGAUGAGGCUGGGUCUCGGUGCCCUGUUGCUCUCUGCGGCGCGUCUGCGGGGAGAGGAGUUUUCCCGGUGUUUUUCAAGGAACCUCUGUUACUUUCGUGUGACGGCUUCCACCCGCGCAAUAAAUUUCCUGUCCUAGGCGACGGGAAGAGGAGAGUUUGUCCCUUCCAGUGGUUUUGAACUUACUUACAUUUAAAUGAAAACUCGAACGUGACCGAAGUUUGCAGCAGAGGGAGCUUUAAAAUAAUUUGGGUUUUGAAAAUAAUUUCAUCUAUCUUUUUGUAUUUUUUUGCGGCAGUGAUUCUGUGCGUUCUGAAGCGGUGAAAUUAAGGUGGUAGAACCAGAGCAGUUCUCUGGUGUUGGGGAAGACUUAGACCUCUAUUUGAGAGAGCUGAUAAGCAAGACCUUUUAUUUGAAUGCUAUGACAUGUUAAAAAGAAAUGGCUUUAAGGCAAGGUGCUGUGAUACAGUGGUCUUUGCUUUAAGUUGUUUAAGGUAGUAAGAGUUUAGCUCAGCCUGUUUAAAUAAAACGUGUAUGUAAAUACCAGCAAAGUAUAAAACAGUUUUCUUUUCUAGUACAAGCCUGAGCUAUGUAAGGUCACGACUGGAGAACUAAAGCAAAAUGGGUUCAGCAUCUAAUGGAUUAGAAUAAUGACAAAAGGUUGUGCUGUUGCCAGACAAAAUAAUGCAAGUGGGCUUUUUCCACUCUCCCCCCACCCCGUUUUUUCUUUUUGAGAGCUCUUACAAGGUUGGAGGGUACUGAUCAGGCACAGGCUGACUGGAAGGAACAAGUGGCUUUACCAUCAUGGCCGCUACCUCCCAGAAACACAGGAUUCUCACUUACUUUGGCCUUUGGUUGCUCUGGAGAGGGAAUGAAUGCCACCACCACCACCAGUUCCAGUGGCUUCCACUAAGGCCUGUGUGUAUAAGGAGAGACUUAGGGUGCUCAUGGUUCCUCCUCUGAUGUCAGUUCUUUCCCCCUUCAUUUCUUUUCCUUUCUCCCUCUGGUUCACCAGAAGCUGUCUGUUGUCUCUCAGCAAGCUACAUCUUCUGCAGCAGUGGCACCAGAAUGCAGCUGAAAGCAGUGCUCUGAGCAGUCCAGGUUGGCCAUGUUGCAUGGUAGCAGGUGGGAGAAUAUUCUGUGCCUGUACUUCAGCAUUAGCAAAACCUUAGUAAAAGGCAGUAAAAGGUGAACCAUGUCUUUCCAUUCCGGGCGAGGAUGUCCCCGUGGUCAGGGGGGACCAGGAGCAAGAACUUCAACACAGACCUACCGCCCUCAGAACCUACGGCAGCUUCACCCGCAACAGCCUUCUGUACAAUACCAGUAUGACCAGCAAACUGCCCCUCCAACAACUUAUUCAAACCCUCCAACCCCUGGUUACAUGCCUCCCAGGCCAGACUUUGUGCCCUAUCCUCCUCCAGUGCCCCCUUCCACACAAAAUCCCAUCAGCCAGUGUCCCAUGAGGCCACCAUUUCCAAACCACCAGAUGAGGCAGAGCUUCCCGGUGCCUCCGUGCUUCCCUCCCGCUCCUCCGCCAGUGCCAAAUCCUAGCAACGCUCCUGUGCCAGGAACUCCUGCUGGGCAAAGCACCUUUCCUUACAUGAUGCCUCCUCCCACGGUACCGCAUCCUCCCCCCCCACCAGUCAUACCACAGCAAGUCAACUACCAGCCUGUGUACUCCGCAGGGUAUUCACAGCAAUCGUUUCCACCGCCAAACUUCAAUAGCUAUCAGCACAACUCUGGCUCCUUUCCGAGCAGCGCUACCAACAGCAGUGGUGGCAGCAGCCAUUUUCGGCACACGAGUCAGUACCAGGGAGAGAAGUCGCAAAGUGAUCGACGAUCUCCAGACAGGAGUAAGCACUAUGACGAACACCGACAUCGUGAACAUGGUCACAUCCACGGUGACAGGCAUCGGUCCACUAACCAUGGGGAUCGUCGGGAUCGAGGCCGGAGUCCAGAUAGGAGGAGACAGGAAAGCAGUCGGCACCGGACAGAUUAUGACAGAGGAAGGAUAUCACCUCACCACAGAAGUUAUGAGCGUAACAGGGAGCGGGAGAGGGAGAGGCAUAGGCACCGUGACAGCAGAAGAUCACCAUCACCAGACAGAUCCUACAAAAAAGAUUACAAGAGAGCAGGAAGCCGGUCUCCAAGCAGAGAGAGAAAGAGACCCAGAUGGGAGGAAGACAGAGAAAGGUGGUCUGAGAACCAGAGCUCCAGCAAAGAGAAAAAUUAUACUGCUAUCAAAGACAAAGAAUCAGAGGAGAAUGCAUCUGAAAAAAAUGAAGAGGAAGAUGAAGAAUUGCUUAAGCCAGUCUGGGUUCGCUGUACCCAUUCUGAAAGCUAUUAUUCCAAUGACCCUAUGGAUCAAGUGGGGGACUCUACUGUGGUAGGAACAAGCAAGCUCCGAGAUUUGUAUGAAAAGUUUGACGAGGAGUUAGGAAAGCGACAGGCAAAGGCAAAAGCAGCCAGGCCACCGUGGGAACCACCAAAGACCAAGCUGGAUGAAGAUUUAGAGAGCUCCAGUGACUCAGACUGUGACUCUGAAGAGGACAGCAGCUGCUCUAGCAGUUCAGAUUCAGAUGUCUUUGACGUCAUUGCAGAAAUUAAGCGUAAAAAAGCACACCCUGAUCGUCUCCAUGAAGAACUAUGGUACAAUGAUCCAGGACAGAUGAAUGAUGGACCUUUGUGCAAGUGCAGUGCUAAAGCCCGACGAACGGGAAUAAGACAUGGCAUUUAUCCUGGCGAAGAGCCCAUUAAACCAUGUCGCCCCAUGACCAACAAUGCUGGAAGACUAUACCACUAUCGAAUUACUGUGUCGCCUCCCACAAACUUCUUAACAGACCGACCUACUGUUAUUGAGUAUGAUGACCAUGAAUAUAUCUUUGAAGGGUUCUCAAUGUUUGCACACGCCCCACUAACAAACAUUCCUCUAUGUAAAGUAAUCAGAUUUAACAUUGACUAUACAAUUCAUUUCAUUGAGGAGAUGAUGCCUGAGAAUUUUUGUGUGAGAGGUCUUGAGCUGUUCUCUUCAUAUCUAUUCAAAGAUAUUUUGGAACUCUAUGACUGGAAUCUUAAAGGUCCUUCACUUGAAAAUGAUUCUAUUAGCUGCCCCAGAUUUCACUUCAUGCCACGAUUUGUGAGAUUUCUUCCAGAUGGAGGAAAAGAAGUACUCUCGAUGCAUCAGAUUCUUCUCUACUUGUUACGAUGCAAUAAAGCUCUGGUACCUGAAGAGGAGAUUGCCAACAUGCUUCAGUGGGAAGAACUGGAAUGGCAGAAAUAUGCAGAAGAAUGCAAAGGGAUGAUCGUUACCAGCCCUGGCAUGAAACCCAGCUCAGUUCGUAUUGAUCAACUGGACCGCGAACAGUUCAAUCCUGAUGUAAUUACUUUCCCCAUUAUUGUCCACUUUGGGAUACGACCUGCUCAACUCAGUUAUGCUGGAGAUCCUCAAUACCAAAAGCUGUGGAAGAGUUAUGUGAAGCUGCGUCACCUGCUGGCUAAUAGUCCCAAAGUCAAACAGGCUGAUAAACAGAAAUUAUCACAAAGAGAGGAAGCACUGCAGAAAAUUCGUCAGAAGAACACAAUGAGACGUGAAGUGACCGUUGAAUUGAGUAGCCAGGGAUUCUGGAAAACAGGGAUACGCUCUGACGUCUGCCAGCAUGCAAUGAUGCUUCCUGUCCUUACCCACCAUGUCCGCUACCAUCAGUGUCUGAUGCAUUUGGACAAAUUGAUAGGCUACACUUUUCGAGAUAGGUGCUUGCUGCAGCUUGCCAUGACUCAUCCAAGCCAUCACUUAAACUUUGGAAUGAAUCCAGAUCAUGCCAGAAAUUCCUUAUCCAACUGUGGGAUUCGACAGCCAAAGUAUGGAGAUAGAAAAGUUCACCAUAUGCACAUGAGAAAAAAAGGGAUAAACACCCUGAUAAAUAUUAUGUCUCGUUUGGGACAGGAUGAUCCAGCUCCUUCCAGGAUUAACCACAACGAGCGUUUAGAAUUUCUGGGAGAUGCUGUGGUGGAGUUCUUAACAAGUGUCCACUUGUACUACCUGUUUCCCACUUUGGAGGAAGGAGGAUUAGCAACGUACCGCACUGCUAUUGUACAGAACCAACACCUGGCCAUGUUGGCUAAGAAGCUGGAACUAGAUCGAUUUAUGCUUUAUGCUCAUGGUCCAGACCUUUGCAGGGAAUCGGAUCUCCGCCAUGCCAUGGCCAACUGCUUUGAAGCCCUAAUAGGAGCUGUUUAUCUAGAGGGGAGCCUAGAAGAAGCAAAACAAUUAUUUGGACGUUUACUUUUCAAUGACAAGGACCUGCGGGAUGUAUGGCUUAAUUAUCCACUACACCCAUUGCAACUGCAGGAGUCCAAUACUGACAGGCAACUCAUUGAGACCUCUCCAGUUCUUCAAAAGCUUACAGAGUUUGAGGAGGCAAUUGGAGUCAUCUUUACUCAUGUUCGGCUGCUAGCACGUGCGUUCACUCUGAGGACAGUAGGCUUUAACCAUCUGACUCUAGGCCACAACCAGAGGAUGGAAUUCCUGGGUGACUCCAUAAUGCAGUUGGUAGCCACAGAGUAUUUAUUCAUACAUUUCCCCGAUCAUCAUGAAGGGCACUUAACGCUGUUGAGAAGUUCUUUGGUGAACAACAGGACACAGGCCAAGGUGGCAGAAGAGCUGGGUAUGCAAGAAUUUGCCAUCACUAAUGACAAGACAAAAAGACCUGUAGCUCUUCGAACUAAGACUUUGGCUGAUCUCUUGGAAUCCUUUAUUGCCGCCCUGUACAUUGAUAAAGAUUUGGAAUAUGUUCACACUUUCAUGAAUGUAUGCUUUUUUCCACGGCUAAAGGAGUUUAUUUUAAAUCAAGAUUGGAAUGAUCCUAAAUCUCAGCUUCAGCAGUGCUGCUUGACUCUCAGGACAGAAGGAAAAGAGCCAGACAUUCCUCUUUACAAGACUUUGCAGACAGUGGGACCGUCUCAUGCAAGGACAUACACAGUAGCUGUUUACUUCAAAGGGGAAAGAAUAGGAUGCGGUAAAGGCCCAAGUAUUCAGCAAGCGGAAAUGGGAGCUGCAAUGGACGCACUUGAAAAAUAUAACUUUCCCCAGAUGGCCCAUCAGAAACGGUUCAUUGAACGGAAGUACAGACAAGAGUUGAAAGAAAUGAGGUGGGAAAGAGAGCAUCAAGAGAGAGAGCCAGAUGAGACUGAAGAAGCAAGAAAAUAAAAGGAGGGCACAGAAGCAGUGGCAUAUUUACUUACUUAAUAACUCUGACUGUGGCCUAUGGAGACCUAACCUAGUUUCUUGCAGAUGAUGAAUGAAGAGUGCCUGUUGAUAUCAAAUAGAAAAUCAUAAUCUCUUCUUUAAAAAGUGUGUGUAUAUAUAGAAUUUCUUUAGUUUGGUUUUAAGUGCAAAGUUUGUUUGGCUUUUUAAUAAGAUUUGUUUUUAAAUCCUUUUAAUUUUUAUGAAAAGUUGUGGGAUUCUUUUUAUUAUUUUUACUGUCUUGUAUGAAGUAAUAAAGUAUUAAUUUCAAAAGCCUGUAGGAGGAAAAGCUGUUUAACCAUUGUUUCCUAUGUCCAAAUGCUGUUUUGUCAGUGACCAGAAAAGUUACUGCAUGAACUCUGCUGUGGCAGAGAAACUGUUAUGAGAAAUUAAUUCAGCAGAGCACUUAAGCAUGUACCUAACUUAAGUUUUGCAGCUGAAUGUACUAUAGACUCUGCUAAACCAGAGCCGUAAACUUCAGGUCCUUUUACAGAAACUGGUACAGUAAUUGAAGCAAAGAAGACACUCAGUUUUGUUUUAAAUAGUGGAUUCCACAUCUGGAAUGUGACACAGGUGUGUGUGGAAGGUUGGGAGGGUUUGUCUUUAAAUCAGUAUUAUAAAACUAUAAAAAAAAGAAAAAAAUUAAUAUGAAGCAAGAGUGUGGCAACUUUUUUUGUAGAGAUGGUACUGAGUUUACAUUUACAAGUUUAGUUUCAUUCUCAACUUCUUGCUCUAUCAAACUGGUGUCUACUUUGAUGGAUUUCUUUGUCCAGAAGAUACCAGUGUCACCAUAAUAGUCAAAUAGUGUAUUAGAAACUCCAUACAGGUGCUAUUCCAGAUAGGUUCAUUGACAACUGGUUGUAUCCAAAGGAGCGCAGAAUUUGUCCCCAAGGUGUAGUUCAAAGGUGGCGUACAGUUUUAAGUCACCCAGUUCCCUUGAUUUUUGGUGUCUGUGGCUUCUAUUGGACAGUCGGAUGUUUCUUCUAUAAAAGCUCUGAAUGGUACCAAAAGUGGAACAUCCACUGUGUCUGUUGGUGGUUUUUACCACUGACUACCAGCUUCAUUGUAGAUGUUGGUGUGUUGUUCGUACUUUCAAUUUGCCUGCGUCGAGCUAUUCGUUUCUGUUAUGCUGAGUUCUAAGUUAAAACAGUCCCUUAGUAUGUAUCGUGUAGUCAUUUCUCUAUCUUUCUCUUCUGCUAAGUGAAACAGAUACAACUCUUGUUUUCCUUAACUGCACGUUUUUUUCCUGCUUCAGAUCCUUUUUGGUGAGUCAUUUAUGCAUCUUUUCUGAUCUAAGUAACACAGAUAUAUGUGAUAAGAUACCAGGUGGCUUCGUGAGUGUGGAUGCAUGAGUCUGGCCCAAAGAAUUCAUACAGACUCCUGGGAGAAGACUUGUGCCCAAUGGCCACACUAUGCUGAGCAACUAAUUAAGCAAUUGUCUGAAGCACCUUUCUAUAGGUGUGCAAUGGGCAUCCGUGAAAGCACUUUAUUGCAGGUGCCAAAGCAGAUAGACACAAGUGUAGCUCGGAAGUUCAGACUACCCAAAUGUCUUCCCAAAGUUUCACUGCUGAGCUAAUCAAUACGUGUAUUUUCAUAAGCGCGUUUUUGUACACAUGCAAUGCGAGAUGCACUUAAAUGUGGUUUUUUUAAAACUUGACCCCACAGCACUACCUCACUUCUUCCAGCUUCUAUGAUUGCCUUUUCAUAAUGGAUUGAUGCUUUAAAUCCUUUUCAGAGGAUGAGAAAAAAACACAAACACCACCUGUGAUUUAGAGAGUGAUAAUAAACCAUUAAACCAUAAAGGAGGGGAUAAAAACAAGAUAAAGGCAAGGAGCUGCUCUCUGCUGGAUGCUGCUGUUCUCUGACUUUUGAGAAGUGAUUGUAACUUCUUAUAGCUUCAGUCUGUAAAUAAAAAGCUGAAAUGCCUCUGAACAGCAGCAGGCUUGGAAAGCAAGCAGCAACAACUCCCCUACCCUCAAGUCUUGUAUUUCAAAUUCUUUUGUAUAAUUGCCAGUGUGCUUCUAGCAGUAAGUUGAAAUGGUGCCUUGGUAGAUGGUUAUGGGUAACUGUGUACACCAUUGUUUUAUUUUUCCCUCUUAACUGUGACCAGAUUCAUGUGUUUAACAUGUAGAACGUGCAGGUGACUUCAUUUUCAGGUGUAUAGUUGCUUUGCAAAUUUCUCUCAUCGUAUCCCAUAUCACCAGAGUACCCCAGUGGAAUUGUUAGCUCAUAGUUUAACAUUACUUCCAUUCUUCCUAUACAUCAUUUCACUUUUCAGCUGUAAGAAGACUGUGAGCUUAUUCAUAAAUAUUUGCAUUAAAAUAGAUUGAAUUUAUCAGAUAUGCUGUUUGGGGGGAGGAACCCAGAACUGUUCUCUUUUCUUCUUUGGCUCAGAAAUUGCUUGAAAACAAACAAACUUUUAAAACGAUUUCUGCAUUCCAUUACUACAGUUAAUGAAUUUUAGGUCUUCCUCAAUAAAAUGUAGAUGAUAACCAUUUUUUCAUGAGUGGACUAUUUUCCCUUUUUUCACUGUAUAAGCAUGGGCUAGGAAGAUUGCCUGAAGAAAUUUUGUUUUCCUUGUCUUGAGGGCAGAAAACAAAAUAAAAGGUAAAGAAAUUCA